Condylura cristata (star-nosed mole) is the source of this 672-nucleotide messenger RNA. RefSeq names its product claudin 17 (gene CLDN17). Gene Ontology annotation, molecular function: structural molecule activity. NCBI's taxonomy places the organism in Eukaryota, Metazoa, Chordata, Mammalia, Eulipotyphla, Talpidae. Gene Ontology annotation, biological process: cell adhesion; bicellular tight junction assembly. The coding region runs from base 1 to 672 and encodes 223 amino acids. The transcript has a single exon. The record is from RefSeq and is a predicted model, not a curated record. Gene Ontology annotation, cellular component: bicellular tight junction; plasma membrane.
AUGGCGUUUUAUCCUCUGCAAAUUGCUGGGCUGGUGCUGGGGUUUCUCGGCCUGGUGGGGACUCUGGCCACAACCCUUCUGCCUCAGUGGCGAGUAUCAGCUUUUGUUGGCAGCAACAUUAUUGUUUUCGAAAGGCUCUGGGAAGGGCUCUGGAUGAACUGCGUCCGACAAGCCAAGGUCAGGUUGCAAUGCAAGUUCUACAGUUCUCUGCUGGCUCUGCCCCCUGCUCUGGAGGCUGCCCGGGCGCUCAUGUGCGUGGCUGUCGCGCUCUCCUUGAUGGCACUGCUCAUUGGCAUCUGCGGCAUGAAACAGAUCCAGUGCACCAGCCCCAGCGACAGGACCAAAGCGUACCUUCUGGGUGCUUCUGGGGUGCUGUUCAUCGUCACGGGCAUCGUGGUCCUGGUCCCGGUGUGUUGGACAGCCAAUAUCAUCAUCCGGGACUUCUACAACCCCGCCAUCCACGUGGGUCAGAAAAGGGAACUGGGGGCCGCGCUUUUCCUGGGCUGGGCGAGCGCUGGGGUCCUCUUCAUCGCGGGGGGUCUGCUCUGUGGGUAUUGCUGUUGCAACCGAAGAAAGCCAAGACUCAGCUAUCCAGGCCCUGGAUACUGCGUGCGGCCCCCAGUUAAGCCCAUGAACACGACUGAGCUGAGGGCCACCACUAGUUAUGUCUGA